Messenger RNA from Clupea harengus (Atlantic herring), 2747 nucleotides. It is a transcript of the gene mier1a, whose product is annotated as mesoderm induction early response 1a, transcriptional regulator. The record is from RefSeq and is a predicted model, not a curated record. Gene Ontology annotation, biological process: negative regulation of transcription by RNA polymerase II. Gene Ontology annotation, cellular component: nucleoplasm. Lineage: Eukaryota; Metazoa; Chordata; Actinopteri; Clupeiformes; Clupeidae. Gene Ontology annotation, molecular function: histone deacetylase binding; transcription corepressor activity.
AAUUCAUUAACUUACAACAGGGUCUAUAUAAACGUUGAAUAUUGUAUUGGCUUUUAUUCUUUGCAAGCGUCUAUAUAGACCAAAGCGUACACAGCUGACUUUAGCUAGCGAGUUAGCUAGCUAAGUUAUGUAUACUGGAACUUGUUGCGUUGAUGCUGAGCUAUUAGCGAGCAGCAAAACACCCGCCACUUCAGGAGAGUAAAGUUUAUAAACGUGAAGACGCAACUGGUCACGAUAAACAAACAUGAAUUAAUUCUGUGAAUUUGAUGAAAACAAUAAAUUCAACUAGGAUAUUACUUUCAUAAAAUGAAUUUGCAGACCACAGGUUGUGUAGCUAAACGUUACACUCGUAAGAGUAACAAUAAAUCUAACGCUUAUCUGAAUUUGUAAGUUAGUUAACUUCAUCUCAAUUAGCUUUUACGUUAAUCUGAAUUGACCUUCACUUUAGAUAAACAUAACGACCUCAGUCGGCAGCUCAACUCCACCAGGAGGUGGAGCUGGCACCGAUGACUACGAUUUCGACCCGUCUGCUGAUAUGCUCAUUCAUGAUUUCGAUGAUGAGCGAACACUGGAGGAAGAGGAGAUGCUGGAGGGGGAGACAAACUUCAUCGCCGAGAUCGACGACCUUGCCAGAGAAGGCGAGAUGCCCAUUGAAGAGCUGUUGAGUAUGUAUGGCUAUGGCCGAUCUGGAGAAGAGGAGGAGGAGGAGGAGGAGGAUGGCGAGAUUGAGGAAGAUGAGUCAGUGGAGGACGGGGAGAAUGAUGAGAGCAGCAGGGGCACAGAUGAGCCUAAAAGAGCCAUGGACGAUCGAGUGAAGGACUCUUCUGGACUGGAGGAGGACGUCCAGUCAUCUGGCGAUGAGAGGCCUUUACGGGGACACAGCACAGAAAAUCUGAUGCGACCAAGACCUCGCAACUACUUUGAAGGCAAUGAUGGUGAAGAUGAGUCUGAGGAAGAUGAGGACUAUGUUCCAUCAGAGGACUGGAAGAAGGAAAUCAUGGUUGGGUCCAUGUACCAGGCUGAAACACCAUCAGGACUCUGCAAAUAUAUAGACAACGAAAGAGUGUAUGAGAAUGAAGAUCAGCUGCUGUGGAACCCCGAGGAGCUUCCCGAGAGUGAGGUGAUGGAGUUUCUAUCCGAGGCAUCCAAACGCACGGGAGAGGAAGCAGGGGUGGACGCCAUCCCAGAGGGCUGCCACAUCAAAGACAACGAGCAAGCUCUUUAUGAGUUAGUGAAGUGCAACUUUAACACGGAAGAAGCUUUAAGAAGACUCAGAUUCAACGUGAAAGUGGCGCGAGAAGAAAUUUCAGUUUGGACAGAGGAUGAGUGUCGAGGUUUUGAACAGGGACUUAAAGCAUAUGGCAAAGACUUUCACUUAAUACAGGAAAACAAGGUGAGAACUAGAUCUGUAGGAGAAUGUGUGGCCUUGUAUUACAUGUGGAAGAAAUCUGAGCGUUAUGAUUUCUUUGCACAGCAAACCCGGCUUGGGAAAAGGAAAUACAACCUUCACCCCGGCAUCACAGAUUACAUGGACCGUCUGCUGGAUGAGACGGAGAGCGCUGCCUCCAGUCAUGCAGCCUCUCCCCCUCCCACCACGUCCAACAGCAGCAACAGCCAAUCUGAGCGAGACGACUCCAGCACUCACAAUGGUGUAGGUAGCCACUCCAUGGAGGAAGCGCUCUCCACUCCGGGCGACGCGGCCCAGCCCAAUGGAUUGAGCGUCUCCUACGAGCCCCAGGGUACAACAGACCAAGAACUGCAGAACCACUCCAGCUCCGACAGCAGCCAGACCUCCUCGGGAACCGGCCCAGCCAGCACCAGACAGGAGGAAGAGGAGGAGGAGGAGGAGGAGGACGAGGAAGGGUCAGAGAGGCCCCUGAAGAAACGCAGGACUGACUCGGACCCUGAUGCUCAGGACGGGGCCCCCAGGGAAGCUGUGGCCCCCCAGCACAGGACAGACUAGAGCAGUGACUGAAGCACGCAGAGCCACCUGGCGGUUGUCUCUCCGUGCCCUCCCAAAGUACCAUGUCCAUCCCUCAACCAGCAGCACAGCCCUGUGUCAGUUCGCAGGGGACUAAAUCGCAUUGUAAUGAUGUUUUUCCCAUUUGUAUAGAGGAGAAAACAAGAAAAAUUGUCCUUAUUUUUGUAUUUGAUAGUUAUUUAUAUUUUUUAUGUGACAGUUUUGACAAUUUACUUGACGUGUGUGUGUGUGUGUGUGUGUGUGCAUGAGAUGAGAUGAGAUGGGUGUACAUGACAAGUGUGAAUGACCAGAGGUAUGUGAAAUUUGUUUCCUUUGGGGAUGCUGGAUUUGAAAAUGGCACUAAAUAUUGCACUUUGUCUUGGUAUUUUUUGUCCAUGUAGGGUGGUUGGUGCACCAGUGUGCGGUGACUUGGUUCAGCAAGACCUAUUUGUAAUGUUUGGAGAGGACUAAACCAAAGGGCUGUUUCCUGGGAUGUGUUUGUUUGUGGCUUCAGCAUCAGUUGAUGUCCAGUCUGUCACCAAUUCUGAGGCUUUUUAUUGCAAAGCCGCUUUUUUUUUUUUUUUGUCUUUUUUUCAUAACUCUUCCUUUGCAUUUUAGUGCAGCUGCUUUCUGUGUUAUAUUUGUACUGUAAGAGUCUUGUAGUGCUUUUAUACAAUAAAAGAAAAACCAGACGGAUGUAUGCUAAAUUAUAGUCUUGAUACUGGCGUUCUGUUCUGUUGCAUUUUCAAAUGUGUAUAGUUCAAUAAAGUUCCUCUGCAUUCCUGUU